Messenger RNA from Diuraphis noxia (Russian wheat aphid), 1380 nucleotides. Its product is annotated as zinc finger MYM-type protein 1-like. NCBI's taxonomy places the organism in Eukaryota, Metazoa, Arthropoda, Insecta, Hemiptera, Aphididae. The record is from RefSeq and is a predicted model, not a curated record.
AUGGAGUAUAUAUUUGCCGAUCCUGGCACCACCACCACCAAACCACCACCACCACCACCAMAACCACCUCUCCUACUCACCGCCUGGCCAAUGGUGCUGAAGCCGAUAGAUAGAUUAAAUGCAUAUUGCUUAGGUAAUGCUUACAUAGACACUAAUGCUUUCCAGAAAGAUGAUGAGCCUGUCGAGUUGACCGCUUGUAAUGUAUUGGAUAAUGGUAAUGGAUCUAAUUCUAAUAAUGAAACUAGUAGUACUGGUGAUUUUAAGGACGAGGUAGAGGAAGAGAGAGAACAAGAAAAUGUAGUUGAUAAUAUUGUUCAAUUACCUUCAAGUUUACUACAACGACCUGAUAACCCCAGUGAUAUAUCAUUAACUAAAAGUGAUAAACCAGUACAGCCUGAAAAAAUAUUUCCUGCUACCAAUGGUCGAAGGUUUUCUAGUAAAUUCUAUGAAAAGCACAAUUGGGUAGAGUAUUCAGUGUUAAAUGAUUCAUUAUUUUGUUUUCCGUGUCGUCACUUUGCUGCUAACCUUACAGCAUCUGGACAAACUACAGACCAAAAAUGUUUUGUUGAUUAUGGUUCUAAAUGCAAAAAUUGGAAAGAAAUAACAAAAUGUUUAUCUAAGCAUAGUAGUUAUGAAAGACAUAUUAUUUCUACACAGCGUUGGUAUGAUUAUCAACUAGUUCAAACAAAUAAUAAACAUUCUGUAGCAAACCAACUAAUUAAUUUUAGAAAACAAAACAUUAUUGAAAAUAGAAGCCAUGUACACUUUUUAUUUAAGGCAGCACUUUAUUUAUCCAAACAAGGUUUAGCCUUUCGUGGACACAUUGAGUCUGAGUUAUCAAAAAAUAAAGGAAAUUUUAUUGAAAUCUUAGAAAUGUUUGCAAGUGAUGAGAUGAAGUUACGCUUACAGGCCCGGUAUGGUCACUAUACUAAUCCGGUGUAUCAAAAUGAUUUUAUUCAAAUUAUUGCCACAUUAACAAGACAACACAUAUUAGGUUCAAUAAAUACAUUUGGCGUUUACACUAUCAUGGUUGAUGAAACAAAGGAUUUAUCCAAAAAAGAACAAAUGAGUUUUUUAUUAAGAUUUGUGGAUAAUGACUUAAACAUUUGUGAAAAAUCAAUUGGCCGCUAUCACAUGACAAAUUCAAAUGCUAUGAGUUUAGCAAGUGAAAUAUUCAAAAUAUUGUCUACAAAUAAAUUAGACAAAAUGAACUGUAUUGGGCAAUGUUAUGACGGUGCUUCCGUUAUGAGUGGGAAAUUUUCAGGAGUUCAAGAAAGAAUAAGGUAUGAGCUUUUUGUUAAGGCUCAAAAAGAUAAAAAUCUUGAUGGCAUCCAUUUAGAAAGAUUGAUAGAAACAAGAUGGGCAUAUUGGUACACAUGA